Messenger RNA from Pseudogymnoascus verrucosus, 1882 nucleotides. RefSeq lists its product as uncharacterized. The transcript is spliced from 3 exons. NCBI's taxonomy places the organism in Eukaryota, Fungi, Ascomycota, Leotiomycetes, Thelebolales, Thelebolaceae. The coding region runs from base 65 to 1738 and encodes 557 amino acids. The record is from RefSeq and is a predicted model, not a curated record.
CUCAAGACGUCAACGAACUGCGAUUGUCCACGACGUGGUAUUUAUUCAGACAAAUUGACUUAUUAUGGCUGAUGCAGAGGCUAAAGCUAAGGCGGAGAAGCUGGCGGCGGCAAGGAAGAGGGUCGAACAGCUGAAGAAGCAGAAGGGAAAGAAAGAAGGCGCAUCAGCGAAGAAGCAAGAAGCAGCUGCAGAAGAAUCGAAAGACAAAGCUGAAGCUGCGCCUGCAGAAAGCCCCGAUGUAGAAACUACGAAAGCAACAGAGGAGGACAAGAGCGCAACUCCAGAGGAGGACACCUCGAAGGUCAUCGACGACGCAGGCUCUCCUCCGCCUGCUGGAGGCCACAAGGCCAGGCAACCAUCUCUAUCAGUUCAAUCGAAGAUGCGAUCCUCCUCAUUCCGACAAGGUGCAGGUCCAGGACCGCUGUCUCCACCGAUACUUAGCCCAGAGGGGGGUGACACAGCACCAGAAAUCCACCGCAGACAACAGGCCAAGAUCGAAGAACUAGAGAGGGAGAACAAGAGGCUUGCCAAGGAGACUUCAGAGAGCGAGCGCCGAUGGAAGAAGGCUGAGGAGGACCUCGAAGAGCUGCGUGAGGCUGACACUGAGAGCAAGACGGCUGGAUCGACAGCACCAUCAAGCGACGAAGCACAAAAGCUAAAAUCCCAAGUCGCUUCCCUCGAGCGCCAAAACGCCCACCUCCAAGCCCAAGUCUCCCGCCCCAACCGCCACGGCUCCUCUCCUUCAGCCCCACACUCCCUCUCCCCGCCCUCCGACCUCGCUGCCGAGCUUGCCUCUAAAUCAACAACUAUAGAGACAAUGGAACUCGAGAUCUCGAACCUUCGCGCCCAGCUCGCCCGCACAGCCACUGGCUCCACAGCAGAGAAAGAGCAGAUCGCCGCCCUCGAAGACAAAGUCUCGCGCACCCAAAAGUCCCUCGACACAGCACAGCACGAACUCGCAGACCUGAAAAAGAACCUUGAGCGCACUGCUGAACGUGCCGUGCGCGAAGGCUCCUCUCGCACAUCAGCUGAGACGAAACUACGCACCCUCGAGCGCGAAGCCGAGGACGCAAAGACCCGCGCAGUUGACCUAGAGAAGAAAGUCGAGGCGCUGGAGAAGAAAAUCACUACUCUGACGACUCUCCACAAGGAGCACGACGCGCGCAGCCAAACACUCAAGCGCGAACGCGAAAAGGCAGACAAGGACGCCGCGGACCUGCGCACAAAGCUCGCAGCCGCGGAGGCAGCAAACCGCGGCGACGACGAUGGCGUCGAUGACAUCGAGACGGAAGUCCGGCAGCGCCUCGAGCGCCGCAUCCGUGAGCUAGAGGCUGAAGUGGCAGAACUGAAGCGCGGACUGUGGCGCGAGGGGAGGAAGGAGCUCGAGGCUGGCAGCCCAGGCGCACAGUUCUCGGAUAUAGACUUGAGUGGGGGUGAGAGGGCAAGGGGGGGCGGUGGAAUCGGCGAGAUGCUGAAUUAUGGAAUUAAUGCGCUGACGGGGGUGGGACAACAUGGUGCUAGCGCGCAUGGCGGGCAUGAUGAUGGGCUGUUGGAUGAUGAUGAAGAUGAUUUUGAUGAGGAGGCGUGGCGGAAGGCGCAGGAGGAGGAGGGGAAGAGGAGGAUUGAGAGGAUUAGGGAGGUUAAGAGGGGGUUGGAUAAGUGGAAGGGGUGGAGGGUCGAUUUGGUUGAGGUUAGGAGGGUUGGAGGAGAGAGGAUGGGCGAGGUGUUUGAGGUGUGAUGUAAAAUGAGUUGGCUUUAUUGGAUCUUGAACUGGUGCUACGGAACCUUACGGGGCGGAACUGGUAGGGAAGGAGGUGUUAGAGUGCGAUUACAUGUUUUUCUUUAUAGUUAAAUCUAGAUGUAUAUCAAUGCAAAAAGGGAU